AUGUUGAGCCUACAACUGAUGAGACUGAAGAAAAGUUCUUCAGUGGUGUUUUGGGGGAUAUUUCUCAGAAUUCUCAGCAGAGUACACCAUAGAAAGCUGAAAUUUUCAUUAGGAGAAGAGAUGUUCAUGCUAUUCGCUGUUGGAGGACAGAGUGGUCAGAGGCUGCUGUUUCCAUCAGGGUUAAGGAGAAUAUGUGAAAAGUGGAGAAAGGUUUUCCAGAUAGUGAGAAUAACACUUAUUCUCCAGAUAGGGAGAAUAAGCACCAAGGUGACUGUCUGGGAGCAAGCCCACCACACUAACUUCUCCUCUGUCACAGAGUUCCUGCUGCUGGGAUUCUCCAACCUCGGGGAAACCCAGCUGAUCCUUUUUGCUGUUUUUCUGUGCCUGUACCUGGUCAUUCUGACUGGGAACAUCACCAUCGUGACAGUCAUCCGCCUGGACCGCAGCCUCCACAUACCCAUGUACUUCUUCCUAGGGGUCCUCUCUAUCUCUGAAACCUGCUACACCUUUGUCAUCCUGCCCAAGAUGCUGGUCAAUCUCCUGUCUCUGCUCAGAACUAUCUCCUUUGUCAACUGUGCCAUUCAGAUGUUCUUCUUUCUUGGCUUUGCUGUCACCAAUUGCAUGCUCCUGGGGGUGAUGGGCUAUGACCGCUAUGCUGCCAUCUGUCACCCACUUCGGUACCCUGUCCUCAUGAGGUGGCAGGUGUGUGGUCAGCUGGCAGCUGCAUGUGCUGCCAUUGGCUUUCUCUUUUCUAUGACAGGCUCCUUCUUAGUCUUUGAGCUCCCUUACUGUGGCCCCAACAAGAUCAACCACUACUUCUGUGAUAUCUCCCCAGUGAUCAGGCUGGCCUGUACUGACACCUAUGUCAAUGAGCUGAUCAUCUUCAUUGGUGGGGUCCUAGCUUUAAUGGUCCCCUUGACAUUCAUCUGCAUCUCCUAUGGCUUCAUUGUCCACACCAUCGUGAAGAUCCCCUCCACAGAGGGCAAGCUCAAAGCAUUUUCCACCUGUGCCUCCCAUCUCACUGUGGUCAUUGUCCAUUAUGGCUGUGCUUCUUUUGUCUACCUGAGACCCUCAUCCAAGUACUCAUUCAGCAAAGACAGGCUGGUGACUGUGACUUACACUGUGGUCACCCCAUUACUGAACCCCAUGGUGUACAGUCUCAGGAACAAAGAUGUUCAGUUGGCCAUUCGGAAAGUGAUUGGCAGAAGAGGAUUCUUUCCCAAAAACCUGUAA
Erinaceus europaeus (western European hedgehog) is the source of this 1233-nucleotide messenger RNA. RefSeq names its product olfactory receptor 10R2-like. The record is from RefSeq and is a predicted model, not a curated record. Gene Ontology annotation, biological process: G protein-coupled receptor signaling pathway. The transcript is spliced from 3 exons. Gene Ontology annotation, cellular component: membrane. Bases 1 to 1233 code for a protein of 410 amino acids. Lineage: Eukaryota; Metazoa; Chordata; Mammalia; Eulipotyphla; Erinaceidae. Gene Ontology annotation, molecular function: G protein-coupled receptor activity; olfactory receptor activity.